Molecule: messenger RNA, 2302 nt
Organism: Coturnix japonica (Japanese quail)
Lineage: Eukaryota; Metazoa; Chordata; Aves; Galliformes; Phasianidae
Gene: PRSS56
Product: serine protease 56
Biological process (GO): zymogen activation; blood coagulation
Cellular component (GO): rough endoplasmic reticulum
Molecular function (GO): serine-type endopeptidase activity
Source: RefSeq, a predicted model, not a curated record
GGGGAUGGAGCACUGGAAGGAUCACAGAGGGAUUGAAGUGGAACAGGGAGAUAUGGGGUGGAAAGGAGAGAUUGAGGGCACAGACACACUGAGGGGCAGAGGAUCUGGAGUGGGACAGGACACUGGGUGUACAGACUGGGGACACAGAGCCACUGGGGACAACGAGGACGUCGGGUGGCACUGAGGGCAGUGGGCACAUGGCCCCCACCCACCACACCAACCCAUCCCACAGUGCUGGCGAAGGCAGCCCCAGAUCCCAGCGUGGCAGCAGCGAUGCCAGGGCGCUGCGGGAGCAGGGCGGACCCCCCCACCAACAGCACAGCCCCACGAGGACGCAUCAUGGGCGGCAGUGAGGCUCGGCGUGGGGCUUGGCCGUGGCUGGUGUCGGUGCGGCUGCACGGGGAGCUGGUGUGCGGUGGGGUGCUGGUGAGCCACGCGUGGGCACUCACUGCCGCCCACUGCUUCAACGGGAACCAGAAUGAGUUGGCGUGGACGGUGGUGGUGGGUGACUAUGAACUGGGCAAGGUGGACCCCGGGGAGCGGGCAGUGCCCGUGCGGCGCAUCGUGCCUCACCCCAAGUUCAACCCCAAGACGUUUCAUGGGGAUCUGGCGCUGCUGGAGCUGGCAGAGCCACUGGCUCCGUUGGGCACCGUGAGCCCCGUGUGCCUGCCCAGCGGUACCACCGAGCCCAGCCCCGGCACCCCCUGCCACAUCGCAGGGUGGGGGUCCCUGUAUGAAGAGGGGCCAUCAGCCGAGGUGGUGAUGGAGGCACAGGUGCCUCUGCUCAGCCAGGAGACGUGCCGUGCAGCCCUGGGCAGAGAGCUGCUCACCAGCACCAUGUUCUGUGCCGGGUAUCUGUCCGGGGGCAUCGAUUCCUGCCAGGGUGACUCGGGUGGUCCGCUGGUGUGCCAGGACCCCUCCUCACAGGACUUUGUCCUCUAUGGCAUCACCUCGUGGGGUGACGGCUGUGGUGAGCGGGGAAAACCGGGUGUCUACACUCGUGUGGCUGCCUUUGCCGACUGGCUCAGCCUGCAGAUGGACCCUGUUCCUGGCAGCCGGGAACCAAGCUGCUUUGACCUGCUGGCCCUGUCCCAGCUGCCCCCCGAGCAGCAGCCUCUCGAGCGUACCCGUCUCUGCUCCUUCUAUGUGGGGUCCUGCCGGGCCUCCCCAAGCCGAGCCAGCUGCACCCACCUUGCUGAUGAGACUUGUCGUGCCCGGAUGAGGCGAUGUGAGCUGCACUCCUAUGCCCAGACCCUGGUGGGUCUCCUGCGCCAGGCUGGGGACUUCAUCCGAAAUCAGCUCGACUUCUCCUUCCUCACCCGCACCUUGCCCCAGCUCCUGGGCAAGAUCUACGGGCACCUCUUCCCUGUCCGCGUCCGUAGGGAUGCCCCAGACUCAGCGAUGACCGAGCACUCUGCAUCUGAGGGACCCACGAGACCCCCCCACAGGCAGCUGCCCACCUUCAGGGAGAUUUUUGGGUCCGUGGGACCACGGCUGCAGGACUGGGUGCAGGCUCUGAGGACCACAGCGGGGGGCAGCACCCAGGUACCCACCCCAGACAGGGAGCAGUUCCCUGAGGAGACAUGGCUCUUCUUACAGCAGGGUGAGGAGCUGGUGGAGGAGCUGGUGGGACAGGGCAGAGCCUUCCUCACCCAGCUCAGGGCAGAGCUGGACCUUGACACCCCCUUGGAGGCUAUGCAGGCACCCGGAGAGCCAACUGGAGAGCUAAUCGAGAACCCUGUGCUGAACCGGUCAGUGCCAAGGGAGAAACGAGAGCUGGUGCCCACAAUGCCAGGGCUGGAGGAGGAGGGGGAGGAGGGAGGCACAGGCAGAGGUAAGCACCCUUCAGCACCUGUGCUAUGUGAUGCUAUGGGGAUGGUGACAAAUCCAGCCCCAGCACUGCACCCCAGCCCUGGGGUGCGCUGCAGAUCAGUGCCCCACACACCCCCUGACACCCACCCUCCAUCUCUCUCCUAUUUCCCCCCAGCUGCAGCUUGCCCUGGCCUCAAUGCCUCCGCACUGCGGGUUGGCGUGGUGCAGGAGCUCUACGCCUGGGUGCUGCAGGUCCCAGAGCCAGACCUGGCCAUGACCUUCCAGGAGAUCCUGGUGGACCUGAGCUCCAAAAACACCAAGGGGCUGUACCGGGCGCAGGUACGGGCCACAGUGGGCGGCCGGCCCACAGCUUUUGCUGGGCUGGUGGGGCUGGAGAGCGACUCGCUGGCACGCAGCAUGCCCGGCCUCGUGGCCUUGGCACUUGAGGCUCUGAAAACAUAGGGAUGUUGGCAGGCAAUGGGGAAAGACU